Messenger RNA from Triticum urartu, 2037 nucleotides. Its product is annotated as putative protein S-acyltransferase 7. Gene Ontology annotation, molecular function: protein-cysteine S-palmitoyltransferase activity. The record is from RefSeq and is a predicted model, not a curated record. NCBI's taxonomy places the organism in Eukaryota, Viridiplantae, Streptophyta, Magnoliopsida, Poales, Poaceae. Gene Ontology annotation, biological process: protein targeting to membrane; peptidyl-L-cysteine S-palmitoylation. Gene Ontology annotation, cellular component: Golgi apparatus; endoplasmic reticulum.
CCCCACCCCCCUCCCUCUCCCCCGAUUGCCUCGCCAUUUCGCCUCUCGUCUUCGCAUCGCGCGCCCCGCCGCCGCCGCCUCCUCCUCCUCCCCCCCACGCCCGUCCAGCGCGGCGCGGCCGCGCCGGGCCCGGGCUUGCUCCGUGCGGCGAGAGGCGAGAUCUCGGCCGGGGUUUACCGCGCGUGCCGUCGUAGAGUUGGAGGAGGCGGCGGGGGUGGUUGGUGGGCGGGGCCUGGUGGCGGCCUAGCGGUUCGGGCUCGCCGGAGUCGCAGCAGCAGGAGGAGGACUGGUCGUCGUCUAGCGGGUGGCGGCGGGGAUGUACGUGCCGCAGUCGUCCCGCGGCGGGGGCGGCUCCGCCGGGGAGCAGCCUAGGGUUUACCAAGUCUGGCGGGGAAGCAACGAGUUUCUCUUGCAAGGGCGGUUCAUAUUUGGACCUGAUGUGAGAUCCUUGUUUCUCACUAUAUUCCUCAUCCUUGCACCAGUGUUGGUCUUCUGUAUAUUUGUUGCCAGACAUCUGAUGAAUGAUUUUCCUGAUCACUGGGGGAUUUCAGUUAUGGUUGUAGCGGUUGUCUUCACAGUAUAUGAUUUGACGCUGCUGCUUCUUACCUCUGGUAGAGAUCCUGGUAUAGUACCUCGUAACACGCACCCCCCUGAACCUGAAUCCCUUGAUGGGAACAAUGAUACUGGAAAUGGUCAGACUCCACAACAAUUGCGCUUACCACGGACAAAGGAUGUUUAUGUAAAUGGAGUUGUUGUAAAGGUCAAGUACUGCGACACCUGCAUGCUGUAUCGGCCACCUCGUUGCUCUCACUGUUCUAUCUGUAACAACUGUGUGGAGCGUUUUGAUCAUCACUGUCCUUGGGUUGGUCAAUGCAUAGGACUGCGUAAUUAUCGCUUCUUUUAUAUGUUUGUCUUCUCGACCACAUUACUCUGCCUCUACGUAUUUGGGUUCUGCUGGGUGUACAUAAUUAAGAUCAGAGAUGCAGAAGGUUCAUCGAUUUGGAAGGCAAUGUUGAAGACACCCGCCUCAAUGGUUCUGAUCAUCUACUGUUUUAUUUGUGUGUGGUUUGUUGGUGGUCUUUCUGUCUUCCAUUUCUACCUGAUGAGCACCAACCAGACUACAUAUGAGAACUUCAGGUAUCGGUACGACCGGCGGGCUAACCCAUAUAACGUAGGUGUGGUGAACAACUUUCUGGAGAUCUUCUGCACUGCUGUCCCCGCUUCCAAGAACAAUUUCCGAGCUAGGGUCCCAGUAGAGCAAGGUUUACAGCAAUCACGCCCACCAACCAGGGGUUUCAUGAGCCCAAACAUGGGCAAACCUGUUGGAGACCUUGAAUUGGGCAGGAAGCCAGUAUCAUGGGACGAACCUCGGUCAGGAGCUGAUAUAAGAGAUUUAGAAGUUGGGGGCAUGCUGGAUGAGAAAGAGGGCAGAAUAACCCAUGCGUCACCGGAUCUGAGCAGAGAAGCCCUUCCAGUUGAGCUCAUGGAAGGCAGGGCUGGUAUGCAUUCGAGACGAUCAAGCUGGGGUCACAGAAGUGGGACCUCAGAGUCGAUGGACAGCAUCGCCGUGCAGAUGGGAGGUGGAGAAACUAACUGGGGCUCGGUCAGCAGUGGCCACGGCACAACCAGUGGAACUCACUAGCAAACCGCGCGCCGCUUUCUGACGCCGCACCGGGUCUAAUCUCAACAAGGAACAACCCUGUCUGAUCUCCAAAAUGAAGAACCGGCCUUUCUGAGUAUCCUGUGAGCUUGUGCCUUUCACCUAGGGUAUACAAUAUGCCAAUGCUUUCUUACCUGUGUCCGUUUCAUCUUGGAAGGGCGUCAGUCCUUUUGAUGUGCUUCUCGUUUGGUGUUUUAAGUAAGCAAAGAAAAUAACAGAAGAGAUUUAACUCCUGCUGCGUGGCUUGGAUUGUCUUAUCUGUGUGUAUAUAUUUAUCAUUGGAACAGUGUGUAAGAAAGUGUGCUCUGUAUGAUUUGCUGCUUGUAAUAUUCGUAGCUUUGAAAUCAUGUUUUAUAAAUGUACUGUAGUUAUCAUCA